Homarus americanus (American lobster) is the source of this 1546-nucleotide messenger RNA. Its product is annotated as beta-1,3-glucan-binding protein-like. Gene Ontology annotation, biological process: carbohydrate metabolic process. The record is from RefSeq and is a predicted model, not a curated record. The transcript is spliced from 12 exons. Bases 103 to 1206 code for a protein of 367 amino acids. NCBI's taxonomy places the organism in Eukaryota, Metazoa, Arthropoda, Malacostraca, Decapoda, Nephropidae. Gene Ontology annotation, molecular function: hydrolase activity, hydrolyzing O-glycosyl compounds.
GGGAACAUGAUGCGCCUGGUGGUGUGCGCAGAACCAUCCCUGGCAGGUGUUGGGGUUAUCAUAAACCCUCGACACUAACAGACUCCAGCUACUACAGCCAGGAUGAUGUUGCUGUGUUUGCUGUUCCUCGCCUGCGGAGUCUUCGCUGCUGUUGUGGUGGACCCUAAGGACUGCACCGCCUUCCCCUGUAUGAUAUUCAGUGAUGACUUCGAUUAUUUGGACCACGACGCCUGGGAGCAUGAGAUUACCAUGUCCGGUGGCGGGAAUUGGGAGUUCCAGGUUUACGUGAAUAACAGGAGCGUGAGUUACACCAGAGAUUCAACAUUGUUCAUUAAGCCGGGUCUCACAUCCGAGUGGAAAUCUGAAGAGUUCCUAACUAGUGGUGACCUCAAUCUGUGGGGAAUGAACGGACGGGGAGACGUGUGCACCGGCAACUCCUACUACGGGUGUAAACGGGUCGGCACCGCCACUAACAUCGUCAACCCCGUCACAAGCGCCAGGCUGAGGACCUUGUCUGACUUUGCCUUCAGGUACGGCUGCAUCGAGAUUCGAGCCAAGAUGCCUAGCGGGGACUGGUUGUGGCCAGCUAUGUGGUUGUUGCCUAAAAACUGGCCCUAUGGUCCAUGGCCAGCCAGUGGUGAGAUUGAUAUUGUCGAGUCUCACGGUAACAGUGACUAUGGCACUCUAGGAAACCAGUAUGGAAGUACAAAACUCAAUUGGGGACCUUAUUGGCAACAAAACAUGUACCAAAAGACUCAUGCUGAUUACCAAGCUCCCACUGGAUCCUAUGCUGACAAUUUCCACACAUGGAGAAUGAAUUGGACCAAGGACGACAUGAAGUUCUAUGUGGAUGACGAGCUCAAGUUGACAGUGGACCCCGGUACUAACUUCUGGGACUUUGGUGGUUUUGGCAACUCCUAUGAUAACCCCUGGGUUGCUGGUGGUAAGAUGGCUCCUUUUGACCAGAAGUUCUACAUUGUCUUGAACUUGGCUGUGGGCGGCACCAAUGGUUUCUUCCCAGAUGAUGUGCCGAGCAACCCACCCAAGCCCUGGAACAACGUCUCCCCUCAAGCCUUGCUCGACUUCUGGAAUGGACAUUCAUCUUGGUUGCCCACCUGGGAACAAGGUGAAGGACGCAUCAGUGAGAAGGCAGCUCUUCAAGUGGAUUACGUAAAGGUGUGGAAGAUGGAAAACAUCGACCAAUAACUUGUCUUCCCAAGGAACUAAUUUUGCAUUUCUGUUUACAUCUUACAGACUUUCAUGUGUUGCCCUGUGUAUAAUGGUAAAACAAAGGGAUACUUGUGUGUAGCAUUGUUUUACAAAAAAUAUUAACUUGUGCAUUGUCUAAAGUUCUAGUGUACAACAAAUAUUCACUUGUGUGCAGCCCUGUGAUUAAUGAUUUUAAUGUGUAUACUGGACAUGAAUUAUGCUUUAAAAGGAUUUUGUUCAUUGAUUUAUGAUACACAUGGGGUGUGGGCACUGCACAAAACUUUGCUUUCAUAAACCCUAGUGCUGCAGUCUUUAUUAAAUUGUCUAAUUAAUUAUG